This is a messenger RNA of Neurospora tetraspora, 3083 nucleotides long. RefSeq lists its product as uncharacterized. Gene Ontology annotation, biological process: mitotic G2 DNA damage checkpoint signaling; DNA replication initiation; mitotic DNA replication checkpoint signaling. Lineage: Eukaryota; Fungi; Ascomycota; Sordariomycetes; Sordariales; Sordariaceae. The coding region runs from base 36 to 3083 and encodes 1015 amino acids. The record is from RefSeq and is a predicted model, not a curated record. The transcript is spliced from 2 exons.
GCUCAAUUCUUCAACAAGACAACAAAUGCGACAAAAUGAGCAACCAUCCCGCGUCUUCAUCGCGCGCCGGAUCGCCUUCAUCAGAUAAUGUCCUCUUUGAUCCUUCCCAUCCUCUCAAGGGCGUCGUCGUGUGCUGCACCAGCAUCUCGCCAGAACUAAGGACAGACAUCGCCAGCAAAACCGAAGAACUCGGCGGCAAGCACAAACACGACCUCACCCCCGAUUGUACCCACCUCAUCGUCGGCGAAUACGAUACGCCCAAGUACCGCCAUGUCGCAAAGGAACGUCCCGACGUCAAGGCCAUGGCCGCCGGCUGGAUUGAAGCCCUCCGGAAGCUCUGGGUCCAAGACGCCGACAUCGACUUCAUCGCCCUCGAGACGGAAUGGGAGCUGAAACCCUUCGAGACCGGCGGCGCCGAACCGAACCUAGUAGAUGGCACAAUCGAACCCCGACGGAAACUCUUGAUCUGCUCGACCGGGUUUAUGGAAGCCGAAGAGCGCCAGCACAUCAUCGACAUGGUGGAAAAGGGCGGUGGCAUAUACACCGGCGACUUGACCCGUCGCGUCACCCACCUCGUCGUCUACAAACCAGAAGGCCGCAAGUACCAGGCUGCUCAGAACUGGGGCAUUAGAACUGUUUCAGUCGAGUGGAUCAACGAUUGCGUCGAGCGUGGUCUGAUUCUAGACGAGAAAUGCUACGAUCCCCUUCUGCCACAGGACGAAAGAGGAGUUGGUGCUUGGAACAGACAAAGCAGCCGCGUUGCCUCCCUGGGCAAGAGACUAAGGGAAAGCGCCGCCGAGGGACAAGAGGCCGGGAGGAGAAAGCUGAGAAAGACUGCUAGUAUCAAGCUCAACAGCCAAAGGGAUAGUCUGUGGGGGAGCAUCCUGGGUGUGCCCCCGGCGGCCACUUCUUCGCCUGCUGCUGCCCCGGCUCCCCUCGCCGGAGCUUCCCAAGCACAACCGCCUCCCUCAGCCCCCGCCCAGCGUCAUCCGAGCCAGCAGCCUUCUGGUCCAACACAAUCGGUUGACACCCAGGGCUCAAGGCUUUCGUCGUUCGGCAUACCCCAUGACGACUUCAUCUUCGCCUAUUGCUGCUUCUACGUAGCCGGCUUCGCACCCAAAGAGACCGAAAUCCUCACCAACACCGUCGCUUCCCUAGGCGGCGUUGUCUGCCAAACCCUCGACGAGUGCGCGUCCGCCUCUGGCGCGCAAAUGGCUCACCGCUUCCUCGUCGUACCACAGAACUCUCAACCCAACAGCCAUCCCCGCCUUCCACCCAACGUCUACAUCAUCACCGAGUUUUACAUUGAACGGUGUCUACACAAAAAAUACUUCUUCGACCCCAACGAGCAUGUCCUCGGUCGGCCAUUUCCCUCGUUUCCCAUUCCAGACUUCAAUACGCUUUCUGUCUCGACGGCAGGGUUUACGGGUGUGGACCUUAACCAUGUGGAUAAAGCUAUUAGGCAAUUGGGUGCUAGGUACGAAGAGAGGUUCACGGCUGAUGUGUCUGUUCUGGUAGCACCGUCGGUGUCCGUUAUAAGGAAACAGAAACUCGACAUGGCGCUACUGUGGAAGGUGCCGAUCAUUAGGGCAGAAUGGUUGUGGAUGUGCAUCAACACGGGGUUCAAGUGCCCUAUUGAGGACUUUCUCUUCCCCGAGCUCAACCAGAAGAUCCGUUCCGAGGAAUCACCGCCGUCAAAAGGCAGCCAGGUCUCCGGGAAGGAAAAGGCUACGGAGAAACAAACAAAGCCAUCCAAGCUAGGGAUCGUCGAUGAGGAUCUACUCUCCAAACCGGCUGCCGCCGCCGCAAGCAAAUCACGCAGUCGCGUCGACGCCUCGGACUUUACCUCUGCUAUCCGAGAGAAGAUGAGAUCUUCAGCUUCAGAGUCUAAGAGCACGAAAGCAACGCCAGCGCUGGCAACGGCAUUGUACGAGUCCCACGAUAGCUACGAGACAGCACCGAGUCAGCGACAAACAAGCACGGCGAAUACCACACCUGGAAAGAAGAAGUCGGCAGCAGCUGGCGCACCGCUAACUGACAUUUCCAACCUCUCGCAGCCCGCCUCUUCUUCAAAACAAAAACAAAAGCAGCAGCCACCGCGCAAACCACUAAGCAGGAUAAGAAGCGAGAUAGCAGAUUCUGACGCGGAGUCUGCAGCGGACGACGAUCUUCCCCUCCCCGGCGAAGACGACUUGCCAGUCGAGGGAGAGCCUGGCAAACGACAACAGUCCAAAUCGCCGAGCAAGCUUAGAGCCUUGGAGGAAGAGCCGGUAAUAGAAGACCCAGGCGAAACCGGCGAAGAACUCCGCCGCCGCUUGCUCAAAGAAGCAGAGGAGAAGAAAAAGGCCGAGAAGUUGAAAGUCACGGAUCGAUUAGUCGACUUGCUGCUAGAUGCUGGUGGUGAUGGUGAGGCCAGCGUGGAAACCGCCGCAGCAACGUCGUUCGCCAGCGCCCUCUCACACUCACUCCGGGGCAGAACCACUUCCAUAACGGCGGUAGAGGCAACAGAGGCCAGGGCCGUGACUAGGGCAACAAGAGCACCAAGCGAAGCCGCCUCUGUGCGCUCAGAUGAUGGAUCCGUCACCGCCAAAACCCGUCGACGGAAGCGGGAAAUCCUAGGGAGAGCGAUGAGCAACGUGUCAGCGGCAAGCGAGGACGGUCUGGCAGCAGAUGCUCCCCCUGAUGGAGCCGAGCUAGGGCGCCAGGCUCAACAGAAGGAGACCACUCCCCCAGCAGCGCCAGCAACCACCACCGCCACCACUACAACAAAACGCAAAACCCGCUCCAAGAAAGACGAUAAGGAAGGACCACCACCGACACAGAUAGAUUACCAGGACAUCGACUCCCGCAAGGCCCGGCAGAAACUGCUCUCCAAGCUCGGCGACGAAGGAGCUACCGACACUGGUACUAUUUCUAAGCGAGCGGCGGAGGAACAGAAGACCAUGUCGAUUGGAGACUUGGAUGCGUUUGUUAGGGAAAAUGAAGGGCAUGGAAUUGGAAGCCCGACGGGGCUGGGAAGGACGAGGAAUGGGGAGAGGGGGUAUGGGGGGAGGAGGACUACGAGGAGGUCGAAGGGGGCCUGA